This is a messenger RNA of Prorocentrum cordatum, 1442 nucleotides long. The record is from the annotation of a GenBank genome assembly. Lineage: Eukaryota; Dinophyceae; Prorocentrales; Prorocentraceae.
AGCUGUUUCAGGUUGGCAGACGCAGGUGCGCAGGCAUUGUGAUUUACUGCUCCAGUAACACCCAGCAGGGAAACAACCACCGAUGGCCGCUCAGUCGAAGAUGCGCUUCAUAAAGGGGGACUCCAGGGUCACCAAGGACGGCAAGGUCGUUGACAAGGCGGCCCUCACUCGUGCUCGGAAGUCUCUUUCGCAGACAGAUAAAAUCGCAUUGCAAUGGAUCAACGACUACUUGGCCACCCACCGCGCGCAGAUAUUGCAGACCAAGGCCAACCUUGAGUCUGGCCAGGUCGACUGCCAGGUUGAAGACCAGCAGCUUGACAUAAAAGAUCGUCCGUACUUCCCCGAUUCGUACAUGCACUUCGGGCAGUUGCCGGCUUGGUGGUGUGCGGACUUCCUGCACGAAUGGUUGGGGUACCCCCAGUCGCUUUUGGACAAAAUGGACGUGGCCAACACGGUGAAACCUACCUUCACGUACAUCACGGGGCUGGGCGACGGCCAGUAUUGGCCGAGGCCGUGCUUGCAGAAGCGGGUGCUGUACCUUUUCGCCAUCGCGAUGGCGGAGAAAAUGGGCAACCGGCAGGAGCAGUUCAAGGCAAAGAUCGGCCAGGAUGGCUCCGUGGAUUUCGUGAAGCACGGCCCCUUCGAGUACUUUUUCGGUGCCGCGGUCGGGGAGGCGGAGCCUGUGCUCGAGCGGAUCGUGCACAAGGGCACUUCGAUCGAGGCGAAGAACCUCCCCCUCCGCAUCGACAAGGGUUUCAAAUGCACUUCGCCGUGGAGCGAUGCAAAUGCUAAGUUCGUCGGCACCACCAGGUGGAAACCUUGCGUUCACGAGCUCUUCAAUGACCCCCCGUUCAUGGCGCAUCUCGACAAGAAGGUGCUGUCGACUUUGGCGGACACUGUGGUGUCUGCCAACGCAGCACUCCUCACCCCGAAGAAGAAGACAGUGGUCUUGAGCUCCAAAUCGGCGGCCAAGGCCGCGAAGGCGAAGGCGGUCGCCAAAGCGCGCGUUCCGCUUGCUAAACUUGCGGUCCCGUUCUCUGCGUGAUUUCGCGGUGUGCGCGCACGGCCGCGCGAGAGCUUGCCUGCGCGUGCCGUUGCCGAGCCGACUUUAACGGCUGUUUUUCGGGUGCAGGUCAGCUUGCAAACUAUUCGGGGGUAAGUGGGGGCUCUCUAUGCUAGAGCCUUCAUUUGUUCGGCUUCGCAAUGCAAAUUGUACGCACUACGUGUUGGCUUAGUGCCUGUGGGAGGCCGGGCUCAGAUCGCAGGGGACCUUUUGAACGCUACGUCAGACCAAACAGGGAAAAACUCGAUCGUCCUCAUCGUGAUCACCAUCCUGCUAGUCAUCACCACCCCUUCUCCGCAUGAAAUAGUAGCCAGGGGACGUGCGAUUUAUCUUCCGACGGAGUUUCUCCGACGCGAGCCCACAUUUCCCGUUAAUCCCU